AUGGCCGGGGAGCGGCGCCGGGCGCUGCUGGAGCUGCUGCGGCGGCCGGGGAAUGCGCGCUGCGCCGACUGCGGCGCUCCGGAUCCUGAUUGGGCUUCCUAUACUCUGGGUGUGUUCAUCUGUUUGAGCUGCUCUGGGAUCCACCGGAAUAUCCCCCAGGUCAGCAAGGUGAAGUCGGUCCGCCUGGAUGCCUGGGAUGAUGCUCAAGUGGAGUUCAUGGCGUCCCACGGGAAUGAGGCAGCCAGAGCCACAUUCGAGUCCAAAGUGCCGCCCUUCUACUAUCGGCCCACGUUUUCCGAUUGCCAACUUCUGCGCGAGCAGUGGAUCCGAGCUAAGUACGAGAGGCAGGAGUUCAUCCUUGUGGAGAAGCAGGAGCCGUACUCUGCCGGGUACCGUGAGGGCAUUCUCUGGAAACGGGGCCGGGACAACGGACAGUUCUUAAGCCGCAAGUUUGUGCUGACAGAACGAGAAGGAGCCCUGAAAUACUUCAACAAAAAUGAUGCCAAGGAGCCCAAGGCCGUCAUGAAGAUAGAGCACUUGAAUGCCACUUUCCAGCCGGCCAAGAUCGGCCACCCCCACGGCCUGCAGGUUACUUACCUGAAGGACAACAGCACCCGUAACAUCUUUAUCUACCACGAGGAUGGGAAGGAGAUUGUGGACUGGUUCAACGCGCUGCGAGCCGCCCGGUUCCACUACUUACAGGUGGCCUUCCCUGGGGCCAGCAAUGCAGAUCUGGUGCCCAAGCUGUCCAGAAACUACCUGAAGGAGGGCUACAUGGAGAAAACGGGGCCCAAGCAAACGGAAGGCUUUCGGAAGCGCUGGUUUACCAUGGACGACCGGAGGCUGAUGUACUUCAAAGACCCCCUGGAUGCCUUUGCCCGAGGGGAAGUCUUCAUUGGCAGCAAGGAGAGUGGCUACACGGUGCUGGAGGGGCUCCCUUCGUCUACCCAGGGCCACCACUGGCCCCACGGCAUCACCAUCGUCACCCCUGACCGAAAGUUCCUGUUCACCUGUGAGACGGAGCUGGACCAGAGGGAGUGGGUGGCAGCCUUCCAGAAGGUGGUGGACAGGCCCAUGCUGCCUCAGGAGUAUGCAGUGGAAGCCCACUUCAAGCAUAAACCCUAGCAAGAGAGCCUGGAGGCCCGAGGACACUGCACUUAUGGUGAUGUGGUUGGUGAGGCAACGCUGGACCGUGGGGGAGCCCGCCUCCUGGCCCAAACCCUGCUCCUGGGGGUGGCCCAGGCACAGCCAGGUGGGGCUCCGGCUUCAGCCCCUUGGAUGUUUUUCCGGAACCUCACCGCAGGGAGACCCAGCUCUGGGCCUGGCCAGCCCGGUCCUGUCACACUGCUGCUGACCAUGCCAGCUGACCUGCGUGCGUCCCUGCUGCUGGACGUCCCCUCUCUAAGGACCCUGAUGCGCCUCUCUGCUCGGGCAGCCUCAGCUAACUCUCCUGGCCCGAGGGACCUCUGGGCCUCAGGGCAGUACCCGGUGCCGGGUUUGCCGUGGACAGCAGUGGCAGCGGGCUGGCCUGGCUGCCAGACUAAACUCUGGGACUUGCCGCAUGCCUCCCUUCCCCAGUCACCUCAACAAGUAUUUAUUGAGCACCCGAUGUGUGUUGGUCAGGGGCGGGGGUCAGUUCUCUGUCUGCCAGGGCUGACCCUGCUGGGGUUAGUUUUCUAAGAGAAACACGUGCACACAGGCCGUGGGACCUCCGGUUUCUCCUAGAACAGCUGGCUGGUGUGGCAUGGAGGGCUUGCCAGGCGCCUUGCGUGGAGCCCAGCAGCCCAGGAGCCAGGGUGGCCGCCCCAUCUGCUUACCGUGUCUCUGCCCAGCUUGGUGCUCUCCCUGCCCCGUGACCACACCCUUCAGCCCCGACCUUACAGUCUUUGAGCCCUUUCAGGAUGGUGAGUGGAGUCAAGAGGCGGCCACAGGCAGAGGUGACCAUGUCCCUGGCCCUAUUGCUGCUGGCAGGCCAGUAUUAAAGCCACCCUGUAUUUAUUUCCCACCAGACCCCUUGAGGUUCACUGGCCAUCCCAGCAGCCAGGAUCCCCUUUGUGGGACCCCUGCAGGGUAGGUUCUGGCCUCUGGACAGCUGUGUGGAACACUGCUGGGGGACAUGCCUGUGGGUGACCUGGGCAGCCUCAGCCCUCUUUGGCCAAGCUGUGCCCCAGAGAGCUGGGACAGGUUUCCAGAGGCUAGGUAUCUGCUGCCCUGUAUCAUGUCCUGGAAUAAAGUGUGGCUCUGGCUUGGUC
This is a messenger RNA of Jaculus jaculus (lesser Egyptian jerboa), 2252 nucleotides long. It is a transcript of the gene Adap1, whose product is annotated as ArfGAP with dual PH domains 1. Bases 1 to 1125 code for a protein of 374 amino acids. The record is from RefSeq and is a predicted model, not a curated record. Gene Ontology annotation, biological process: positive regulation of GTPase activity. Lineage: Eukaryota; Metazoa; Chordata; Mammalia; Rodentia; Dipodidae. Gene Ontology annotation, cellular component: intracellular membrane-bounded organelle; plasma membrane. The transcript has 11 exons. Gene Ontology annotation, molecular function: phosphatidylinositol bisphosphate binding; GTPase activator activity.